ACACUUGCAGGAUUCGCUUCAGGUGGUCCAUUUUUUUCACGUCAUUGAUGUGGCAGUAGAGCAAGCAGUACUAGUAGGUAAAUGCAAAAGGUGAAAAUUUUACACUUCAGCAGCUGCCAGUUAAAAGAGUUGCAAGAAAAUGGCAGUCUCGGAGGAAUGAAUUGGAAAUUCGUUUGAUAACUCGGUGCUCGGGUGCUCCAGAAAACAGUGAAGUGUAUUGGUGGUAAAAAUGUGCAGUUCAAUUUAUCACCCAGAAGAGAGAAUGAAAAUUUCCAGACAUUUUGGAAGAGGGAAUGAAUUGGCUAUUUAGGCAGUUUCCGAGUGACGGGGAUUGAUAAGGGUGCAGUCCUUAUCAGCUAGCAGUAGCGAUAGCAGAAGUGUAAACUGCUUUUUAACACCACAUUCAGGAUGUCUCUAGAUGGGUCCAGCUCGUUUGUGGGAACCUGGGAGAUUAUUGAGUCUCACCUGGAUGGAACCACCGAUAAGCUUGGUCUGGAAGGAGUGAAAUUCCGGUUAGAUGAGAUGGGUGACAUUGUUUGGUACAAUGAUUUGGUUAACACGAACCAGAGUAGCAGUACCGACGAGCAGAAGAUGUCCGGACUGGAGUCCGGGUUCUGUCCAAUCAACGAUUCGGCUGUGGUGCUGUUCAGCUGUGAAACGUUCGAAGUUAUCGAGUUGAGCUCCAACGGGCCGGGGUUGAUUUUCGGGGCAUACACGGGACACAGCAUCGAGUUCCGAACGGACGCGUACAAUCCGACCGAUCGUAUGUCCCUCAAAUGUGACGGCUGGUGUCAGUUGGUUUGCAAGCGGGUCAUGGAGGAUCAGUCGAUUGGCCAGGAGAUUCCGUUCACGCUGCUGUCGGUGCUGGAUGAUGGCAAUUUCUGUGACGUUACACUCAAAAGCUGCGACGAUGUUAUUUAUAACGUCCACUCGCCGAUACUGCGCUUGAACGGGUUUGAUUGCAGUAGCAUGGCUGCUGCCACCACCUAUCAACAUAUAGCAAGUCGUUUCGAAACGGCUGCAAUCGGGGAAAAGCCGCACCCACCACUUAUGAAGGUGUCAUCGGUUCCGUGUGCUCAGUUACCGAAAACCUCGACGCAACAUAUCAGUCAGCGCGCCAGUCCAACGACUACCAAUAACUUCCUGCUUCCGCCUGCUCUGGAUUUAUAUAACCUUUCACCGAAACUGUUGAACAACAUCUCGAACUCGUUUAACUGCCUCACGGCGAACGAUUCGAUUUUUCUGAAUGUUCCGAAAAAGACCUAUGUUUCGUCUUCAGAUUCUAACCUUAACUCAGACAGGAAUGUCUUCUGCUUUCCCGUUCCUAACGUCACUCCGUGUUUGGAUCAAUUCCAACGGGGUAAAUUCAAACCGCCCUCGUCUCCCUUUCGAACUAGAAGUCCUUCACUUUUCCCGUGUUCUUUGGAUACUCCCCCUUCGUCACCGCUCACCCCUUUAACGGUUCUGAAUAAUAUUCCAUCAAAAAUGCUGUCUACUAUCCUGCACUGGCUUUACUGUGAAUGUCUUCCCGAGGAUCUGGACGAAGAAACCUGUUCCGGCUUGAUAACAAUGUGUGAGAGUACGACUCCGCUGAGCCGAAUGACUGAACCGUGCAAGAACUAUCUGCGAAACAUACAACUUAAGAAAUUCGUCAUUGACGUCGUUUCUGAUCUGCACGAAAGCUUGAAUCAUAUGAUCCAGAUGGUGAACCCGAACACGCUCUCACAUAGUCCGUGUAUUCUGUGUCAGGUGUUCAAGGAGGGAUUCAAGGAGACUUUAACUGCGACCAUCAAACUGUUGCAGUUUUGCAACAUUUUUACGAAGGACGCCACAACGUUCACCCGGCACCAGCGACACGAAAUCAUCAAGUACGUGCGAUCCCGGAUGCCCAUUUUCCUCUCCCAGAUCCAUCAGUUGCUGCAAAAUUGCAACGUGGUACUGUGCGGUCUUAGUAGCGAGGAGAAAAACGAUCUGGUAUCCUAUCUGGUGCCGGAAAUAACCUACGUCCUCGAGGUGCUUACGUCGUCGAUAUCGGAGUUUAAAAAUUCGCUGGAGAAGGUUUGCAAAGACCUCAAAUCAACGCACACCGCUGGUGGUGAAGCUCACAACAACGGAAACGCCUCGCAGGAUGUACGAUCAACCCGAACGCGGACUCGAAGCUCAAGUGGAUAUUCCAGCAGUAAUCCCUACCAUGACCCAGCAGGUUCAUCCUCAACUGGAGAGGCGCGAAUGAACCGAAAUUCUGAGAGUGAUCUCAAAUUUUUCCUAUACAUGUACGAGGUGAAGAAAAUGCGAGACAUCUAUGGAAGGGUUUCCAGCGCAUUGGAAGUGAUUCUUCACAAGAGGGCAACAUUUAACGAAAUGAACCAUAUUCACCAACACCAGACUGUGCGGAGAAACCUGGAUCAGCUUAUUCUAGAAGUGCCAAUCUUUAUUGCUAGACUAGAAGAACUAUGUGAUACCAUUGAUGAGAAGAUUGGUUGGAAGGAGUUUAAGUUUUGCUUCAAAUUUUUGACUAGCCAAGUGAACGGAAUCAUUUCAAAGCUAUUGGAACAUAAAUCUGCCUUAAACGAUGCAAUGUUGUAUGUAUCCAAUCUAGUGCAGAAGGAACAGUUCACUCGUGCCAUGAUAGAAUUAGGAUUGUUAGAGAGCUUUUGCAUUGAUAGCAGUGGACUUGGAGACCCCCGGCCUUGUCCAAGCCGUUAUCUGGACUACAGCAAUACAAAGUUAAAUUUAGUGCAAAGCCUCUGCGAGCCCCCGUCGGCAACACACAGCAGUCUUUCCAAGAAUGCCCUGAAACUGCUACACUCGGGUCAACUGGCUGACAUGGAGUUCGAGAUAGUCGUGUCCCCAACGGAUUGUCAAAACGAGAACAUCGUAUCGGCGUUCGACUUCAGCCCAGAUGACGCACUGAUGUCUACCAGCACGAACGGAACAGGAUGCGGAACUCCGGUACGGAAUCAAUCCCACACAUUUAAGGCCCACAGAGUGAUCGUCGCCGCUCGGUGCGACUGGUUCAAAAAGGCUCUACUGUCUGGAAUGCAAGAAACCAUUAAUAGAAAAAUUGUCAUUCAUGACACUUCGCCUGUGAUAUUCCGAAGAUUAUUACUUUAUCUCUACGGCGCUCCGGUGGACAAAUCGGUUGGUGUCGAUCAAAUUUGCGAGCUCAUGCUUUUGGCUGAUCGGUACUCUGUCGAUAACCUGAAAGAUAUAUGCGAGAACACGUUAAUUGCAUCGAUUGAUGGUGAAUCGAUAAUUUAUCUGCUAGGAAUUUCAGAUCGCUUUAAUGCUUCUACUCUAAAGACAAGUUGCCUGUCCUAUGUUUCGCAACAUUCCGAACUCACAAUGUUGGACAUUUUCAAAGAACUUCCUGGAUAUCUACAGAAUGAAGUUCAGGAUCUGAUCAAGUGGUGCGGUCGCGUGCCGGAGCCCUGGAGCGAAUCCCGGUCGGAUCGAUCUCGACGUAGUCUGAAAAGCCCAUCCCGGUCGAAGUCAUCCCGCUCAAGAAAAACUUCACCCUCUUUUAUGUGACAAUGAUGCGGAUUAGCCAACAGUCAUCUGUGAAUACUAGUUUGAGUAGAAAACCUGUGAUUAGGUUAAAACAAACGAAAAGCAUAACUUUCUUAAGCGAUUAUUAAAAAAAAAACAAUUCAAUAAGAUCAACCAAAAAAAAGCUGUGCAUCAAAAAGUAGAUAGUGAAUGAAAUUUCAAUUGAGAAAAACAAGUCUUGGCAUACGAAUUGUGCAUAUUCAGUGAGUGUAAAAAAAGGUGGCAGAACGGAUUUUAGUCUUUCGAUUUCACAGCAAACAAUAUCCGUAUUUUUUCCACAUUAAGAGACAAAAAAAUAAUUAAUCGAAUGGAGACAAAACCGUAGCAGAAAGUUUGAGUGCUUGUUUCUGGAUUUCAGUAGCGAUUUUCUUUUUGUGUCUUAGGUAUCACAGACAUUGUAACACUGAUUGUAUGAUGUUGUUUAGCAAAACUGAAAUAGUUUGUUUCAUAGUUUGGCUGAGUUGUGUUUAGGAAAAAAAUAUUAACAAUGUUUCACACCUUCGUCGAGGUUAAUUUUAAGCUGGAUUCCGUGGAUUCUGCUUCAAUUAUGUAUGAAGUUGAGGUUGAGUACGAGAUUGCCUAGCGGAUCUGUUUUACUCCAUUAUUUUAGGUGUUGAACUAAUAAAAGCAAACUGAAUCAUCAAAAAACGGAUAUUUAUUUGUUAUUUAACUCGAAUGAUAUAGUGUGGUUGUUUCAUAGUUUUAUAAAAAAUAAAUUUGGAGAAUUUCGCAAUCUAGAAUGGACGAAACGCGUUUGUUAACAUACCUACAUACAUGUUUGAUUUAUAGUGGAUGGUUGCAUUUAAGAUGGCGAUUCCGUCGCUGGAUUAGGCAUAGCGGCUCAAUCUAGAAAUUACCCUAUUUAUCUAUCUCUAUCUACGAACAUUCAAGAAAAAUAUUUGAACCGGAACAAUCGAUACGGACCUUUACGAACGAAAGGAAUCAAAGAUUGGAAACUCAGUACUUGGAAUGUCAGAUCUCUUGAAUGAGAGUGCGCGGGUAUGGAAGUCGCGGCCAUUCAUGGUGGUCAAAGGCGGGUGAAUGUGAGUUCCAAGCGGCUGAUGCGAUACAUGAAGUGUUUCAAUACGUGGAUUCUUCUAUCCCAUUAUUAGAAAGCAAAGCUCCUUUACUCCCACGAAUGAGAAUGACCUUAAGGUGAAUUUCGCCACAGCUGGACUGGAGGUAUGGUAAUCUGUAGCACAUAUUUUGCACGACGAGACAUUAAAAAAAAAAAAAAAAACACGUGGUAACACUUUAUGGUAUCGGAUGUGGCUUACUUUCAAAUCAAUCAUGUUCUUCAGCGUCAAGAGGUGGCGACGGGGAAAAACCAGAUCCGGGGUGAGCGAACGGUUAGACGGACUCGAAUGUUCAGUUUACGAGAAGAGCCAGCGGUUGGAAUAUAGAAAUUAUCGAGGAAUUAUGAGGCAUCCUCAAUGUGCAUCAAAUGGUGAGAUGACAACCUGGCAGUAGCGACGACCUAACUCCGAUCAAGCCAAAUUAUCCGGUCGUGCCAUGUUAUCUCAAUCAUGGAUACAGAUGGUUGGUGUAGCCUGGGUAAUGUUGUCAAUCCAGCAACAUCUGAGUGAGAGGGAAUGAAGCGUUAAUUGGCGUGGUAACCAUUUUUCAGUGGUAGAAAAAAUGCUUCGCAAACUCAAGCGUCAUUCAAAACAGAAAUUGUCCUCCAUGUAAGAGGCGGCUAAUCAACGUUCUGGUGACAGUGUAGGACUUUUCACAGUAUUGCCAUAGUGGUGCUUCGUCGAGACUAGGGAUUGGUACAAGACUUACUAGCCAAUCGUAAAAGCCUCAGUACUAGAAAGCAAAUAGUUAAUACGGACUGGAACAAUCGGCAUAGACCUAGGCGUAGAAAACGAACUAGCGAUUAAAAAUUCGGAUCAUGGAACUGCAAGUCUCUCAAUUUUCUGGAAAGUACCCACAUUGCUUCCGACUUAUCAAGAGUCCACAAGUUCGACAUUGUAGCCUUGCAGAAGCUUAGAAGAUACACCAGAAAAAUAAUGAUCCUGGGAAGUACUGAUGAAGUUAAGGACUCUGAAGCGAGCAUACGUUUGCUGCCCAAGACAUGACGGUAAUAUCUUUAUCGGAAAUCUUUACGAUUAGAUUGGCUAGCAGGAGAAAUUUAAACCAGUUUUUGGGUGUGCGGUGCACAGCGGCUCACGAACGAAAGCCCAUUGGCACCACCGUCUUCAAAAACAAGGCUACUACCUACUUAGUAGUAUCUACUUCUAGCAUUGUCUCUCAUAUCGGUAAACCUCAACAGAACGAAUCAUAAAUCAAUCACGUUUUGAUUGACGGAAGGAAAUUGACGCUCACUGUACUUUAGUUUAGUGCGAUCCAUACUUGAAACAGCAGCUAUAGUCUGGACACCUUUCACAACGUCUGGAUCAGCAGAAUCGAGAGAAUUCAAGCGAAGUUCGUAAGGUACACCCUGCGAUUUUUACCCUGGCAAAACACUUGCGAUCUUCCAUCUUACGAAAGCCGUUGCCGCUUGCUGGGUAUGGAUACGCUGCAAAAGAGGCGAAAAAUCUAGGGGACCAUCUUUUUGGCCAAGGUCCUCUCAGGAGACGUAAGUGUACCAUGGAUUCUUGCUCAGAUUAAUUUGAACAUUAUUCCUCGACCACUGAGACAGCGAAGUUUCCUGCGACUCCAACAACAUCGGACUGACUAUGCACAGCACGAACCAAUAAGACAUAUGUGUUUUCUGUUUAAUUCAUGUUAUCAUUUGUUUGACUUCAAUGUUAGUGUUAGAGUGUUUCAUGAUCGUGUAACAAAUUUUACCUUCUAACCAU
This is a messenger RNA of Wyeomyia smithii (pitcher-plant mosquito), 6353 nucleotides long. RefSeq lists its product as uncharacterized. The record is from RefSeq and is a predicted model, not a curated record. NCBI's taxonomy places the organism in Eukaryota, Metazoa, Arthropoda, Insecta, Diptera, Culicidae. Gene Ontology annotation, biological process: regulation of proteolysis; proteasome-mediated ubiquitin-dependent protein catabolic process. The transcript is spliced from 13 exons. Gene Ontology annotation, molecular function: ubiquitin protein ligase binding. The coding region runs from base 409 to 3531 and encodes 1040 amino acids. Gene Ontology annotation, cellular component: nucleus; cytoplasm.